AUGCCGUCGCCCGCCACGGCCGCGGCCGCGGCCGCGGGAGCGCCCCUCCAUCGCCGCCCGUGCGCACCGCGCCGCCUCGUGCAAGCCUCCUACUGCUCCCUCGCCUCCCGCGCGCUCGUCGAACCCGCGCGCCACGCCGCCCCGGCCCCGCUGCUCGUCCGCAGGCCCCGGCCGUCUCUGGCGGUGGCGAGGGCGGCGAGCCCCGACGCCGCCACCGGUUCGUCGCGGUCGCCCGCCUCCGGCGGCCAGAUGCUGGUGUUCGUCCCGCCGCACCCGCUGAUAAAACACUGGGUCUCCGUCCUGCGCAACGAGCAGACGCCCUGCGCCGUCUUCCGGAGUGCUAUGGCAGAGCUUGGUCGUCUCCUCAUAUAUGAAGCCUGCAGGGAUUGGCUGCCUACAAUCACAGGAGAAAUCCAAACACCCGUGGCUGUUUCAAGUGUUGAAUUCAUUGAUCCAAGGGAGCCUGUUAUGGUUGUUCCAAUUCUGAGAGCUGGUCUUGCUCUAGCUGAAAACGCUUCAUCAAUUUUGCCAGCCACCAAGACUUAUCACCUUGGACUUCGUAGGGAUGAAGAAACACUUCAACCUUCGGUAUAUCUCAACAACUUGCCAGAAAAGAUUCCCGAGGGGACUCGUGUGCUAGUUAUUGAUCCAAUGCUGGCCACUGGUGGGACAAUCGUUGCUGCUAUUGACUUGUUGGUUGACCGUGGAGUUACAAGCAAACAAAUUAAAGUUGUAUCAGCUGUUGCAGCACCUCCUGCGCUACAAAAGCUCAGCAACAAGUUCCCUGGGCUCCAUGUGUACGCAGGGAUGAUCGAUUCUGAAGUAGACGAGAGAGGGUACAUAGUUCCCGGGUUGGGAGAUGCUGGUGAUAGAAGCUUUAAUACAUAA
This is a messenger RNA of Triticum turgidum subsp. durum (durum wheat), 888 nucleotides long. NCBI's taxonomy places the organism in Eukaryota, Viridiplantae, Streptophyta, Magnoliopsida, Poales, Poaceae. The record is from the annotation of a GenBank genome assembly.